GAUGAAUCCUAAUCCGGCUACCCCGGUUGAGAAAUUCUUUAGUUUUUCACCCUAGAAAACUUCACAUAAUCAUUUGCAGACAAAAAAUCCAUUCAGCCAGCAAGAUGGCUUACCAGAAGUCGUUCCAGUCGUUCAGGGAGAAUUCGGGAGUAAUGGAUUAUCUGAGCGAAGACGAUGUCUCCAGUGCUUCAGAAGAGGAUGAACCACAUUCUUCACAUUCUAGCUUCGUGGAAUCAAGCGGUGAAGAUGUAGUACCCGAAUCGUUUUGCUCGGACUCAGUUACGGGAUCAAAAGAAGAGGAAGCGCAACAUCCGUUCGCAUCAACUCCGCGAGAGGGUGCUCCGAAGGCAUUGUGGGCUGAUCCGUUCUCACCACGAGCGCGCGGAGACAUGAAUCCCGAUCGUAGCCGUUCCUUCAUAGCUCACAGCGACUCAGAACUUAUGUCACCACAGUCGUCUCGACUUGCUAAAAAUCCCAAUGAAAAUGGAAGGUUGCGAGACCGUUUAGCACGUAGACUAAUAAGCAGAAAGCACCAGAAACAGGAACUUGAAUCACGCACCCAACAUCUCGAUGUAAAAGGUUUGGAUCUCAGAACCAACAUGCCAUCGGAGACUGUUGUUGAAAGUAGCCCCUCACCUACGCCUGAUGAUGUAGUAGUACUGGAUAGCGACGAGGAGAAGAAAGCAGAUAAUUCACCUAAAGAAGAAAAGCCACAACCGUUGAGUGUACUUCCUGAAGUCAUCACGAUAGGAUCUAGUGAUGAAGAAAAACCUGGGUCAAGCAUGGCACCAUCUUCUGUUUUGCAACAAGAAGUAUUUGAGAUCCCUACUGAACCGCGGGAAGUAUACGAGAUCCCCGCGAAGCCUAUAGCGAAAUUCAAAGACGAGUCUACAUCGAGCCUAGAAGACAUGUUACGAAGUGCACAAAAACUUCUCACACGUGGUCUUGCCUUGCCGGACAAUGGCGAGCGCCUUCGCAGACAGAUCGCGGAUUUAGAAGCGGAACUUGCAAGAAGAGAAAAAUAUACCGAAGAACCCGAUCUCAUAGUGGAUAAGAUUCUAAAUAUUUUCGAUCUAAAUGAUGUCUUAAUUGGCGCACAACGCCCAUUUGCUCGUGCUGUACAGGAAAAGGCGUUGCAAGAGCUACACAAGGCGUUGUCAUCUCAGCCUGAGCCAAACCAGUUAACCGAGACGCCUAAAGGCAUAGUUUGCCCUUUGAGAGAGCACCAACAGUCUGGUUUGACUUGGAUGUUAUGGAGGGAAUCAAUCUCACCUCGUGGUGGAAUUUUAGCUGAUGAAAUGGGACUUGGGAAAACUCUGAGCGUAAUUUCUCUCAUAGUCAAUGCGAAGAUGGAGCGAAGACGACGAAGAACAGAAGGAAAUGAUGAAGUGGACAGAGAAAGAAGGAAGCAGAUAAAGGCCAGAGGGCUCAUACCAUCAAAUGCUACUCUGAUUGUGGCACCAGCAGCGCUGAUUUACCAUUGGGAAGCAGAAAUCAAUGAACGGUGUGAAGAAGAUCUUUUGGACACAGUGGUAUACCAUUCCGCUUCGAGGAAGAAGAUUGGUAUCAACACCUUAAAACAUGCUGAUGUAGUUAUCACCACUUAUACGACAUUAGCAAGCGAGGUCGAGGGAGACAAUAAGCAUGAAAGGGUCCGUGUUCGGAGUCCUUCUCAGAAAUCAAGCUUCUUAGAAGAAAUUCAUUGGGCAAGGAUUGUACUGGACGAAGCACAUCAGAUAAAAAACAAGGCCACGAAAUCUUCAAGGGCGGUAUGCAGAUUGGAAGCGGAUGCUCGAUGGUGCGUCACAGGUACACCACUUCAUAAUAAUCUUUGGGAUCUGUACUCGUUGAUGAGAUUUCUCAAAGUGGAUCAGUUUUCUGAAGAAUGGUAUUGGAAGGAGUACGUUGUCAAUUCUUCGAAGAAAUCUGCUGAUCGUUUGAAUCUUUUGAUGAAGACUUUUGUUCUACGUCGCGAGAAGAACUUUAUCUCAACAAUGUCUGGAAAACAGCUGGUGGAGUUGCCGCCGAAACAUUGUGAAGAUGUUUUCGUCGAGUUUGAAGAAGACGAACGCGCAGCAUAUGACAUAAUGUUUGCGGCAUCAAGGCAAAAAAUACAGCAACUCCUGGACGAGAAUCAGGGCGAAGAACUUAGCUGCGUUCCAAGAAAUAGAUGUCCUAAACCUGCGACACCCGCAAGGAAUCCCUUCUUAAUGAACGGUGCUAGUGCGGCUAGCACGAACUUUGGUCGGAUGGGUUGCAUGUUGGUCAUUUUGUUACGUCUACGUCAGGCCUGCGUUCACUUCCACCUCACCAAAAAAGCCAUGGAUUUGGAGGCGUUCCAAUCGCUUGAUUCACAAACUCCAGUAACAAACGUGGAAGACGCAGAGCUGGCCAACUUCAACGUCGAAUCAGUGGUAGGAAAAGAUUCAUUGUCUGAUGUCACGCACAUCUUCAAAAGGAAGUUCACUAGUGCUAAAAUCCGAAUGGUACUCAAACUCCUAGAGUCGAUCUUGGAAGCAAAAGAAAAAUGUGUAAUCGUUUCACAAUGGACUUCCUUCCUUGUACUCCUCGAAAAGCAUAUCAACAAGAAUUUCGAAGAUGCUGUUUGCUCUUCCAUCACUGGGGAAGUGAAACCAUCUGAACGGCAAGAGCGAGUGGAUGCUUUCAACAAAACUAAUGAAAUUGAUAUUAUGCUGAUCUCCAUAACUGCUGGUGGUGUAGGACUAAAUCUGACCGGAGGAAAUCACCUUAUCUUGCUGGACCUUCAUUGGAAUCCAGCAUUGGAGUUGCAGGCGAGUGACCGUGUCCAUCGCAUAGGACAAACCAGAGAUGUAUUUAUUCACAAACUCAUCAUGAAAAACUCCAUGGAAGAAAGAGUGCUGGAUCUACAGAAAAAGAAGAUGGAACUGGCUGGCAGCGUGUUGCGAGGCGCUGUAUCAAAGAAAGCCAUGAAUUUGACGAUGGCGGACUUACGAUUCUUAUUCAAUUUGGAUGGUUCGGAAAAAUCAAAAGUAUUUUUAGAUCCAAAAAUGGUGGCAAUGGUUGAUACGGAAGAAGUUGAUGAUUAUACAGUGAUUUCUAAACAGAAGAAUGCUCAUACCCGCGGGUUGGUUGGAAUAUGGUCAUUCAGAGCGGGAAACGGAAUUGUUGGUCUUGUUUCAGUUGGACAUGACUCGGUUAAACUUUGGAGAAUGGAUGAAGCAGCCAGUGGGGCAGUUUCGCUUACCAGUAAAGUAGAAAUACAGGAAUGGCGGACUGCGAUACAAUCUGCGGAUGUCACUAACGACGGAAAAUGUAUCUGCUUGGUAACUGUUGAUUCAAUGUUCUACGAAAUCAUACUUGGUGAUGAAGGGCCUGUUGUCAUGCCUCAUGAUUUUGGAGUCAUGGAGGCAUGGCAUGUACGAAUCGCGAAGAGCAAAACGAAUUAUAUUACUGUGGGAUUUUCUGGCUUCCUCAAAGAGAUCGACCUGAAUGGGAAGGUUUCCAGACAGGAGGCUUUUCCUUCGGCAAAAACCGUUGGUGCAAUCGCAUAUGGUAAUAGCAGUCGCCGCCUUGCUGUAUCCACUUUUGAAGGCAUAUUACACAUUUUUGAUGCAUCGACGCUCAAGUCUGAAACUACUAUAGAAGCACAUUCGAAGCGGAUUCGAGCACUAGCUUUUCUACCCAAUGACGACGAAAUUCUAACAGGCUCCGAUGACAAAACAAUAAAGCUGCAUUCCGUUGGAGGAGAGCGGCCCAAAGUCGAACGAAUCUAUUGUGGUCAUCGGAGUUCGGUGCUAUCACUCGCUAUUGACGAUCGCGCUGAUGGAAGUCGGUUUGCCAGCAGCAGUCUUGAUGGACAGAUUCUUUUAUGGCAUAUUGAACAACCUACCGCACUCCAACAACUUCCAAGCCCGCACACUGGUUCGGUCACUACUGUCGUAUUUUUGCCCACUGGUCGCCAUCUUGUUUCUGGUGGAGAAGAUGGCGUAGUGGCUUGUUACCGGAUCCCUCAAGCUGGUAUGAUGUCGCCUGGGAACAUCGAGCAUGAGGAAGAGAAUAAUAUGAGCUUUCUAAACCAGAGGGACGAAAAUGAACCUAUGGAUAUGGAUCAUAGUAAUGGUUGAGUUGAACCUUCAUAGUUAUGUUUUGAUGAUCUCAGAAU
This is a messenger RNA of Cylicocyclus nassatus, 4144 nucleotides long. The record is from the annotation of a GenBank genome assembly. Lineage: Eukaryota; Metazoa; Nematoda; Chromadorea; Rhabditida; Strongylidae.